Sphaerulina musiva SO2202 is the source of this 1716-nucleotide messenger RNA. Its product is annotated as MFS general substrate transporter. Gene Ontology annotation, biological process: transmembrane transport. NCBI's taxonomy places the organism in Eukaryota, Fungi, Ascomycota, Dothideomycetes, Mycosphaerellales, Mycosphaerellaceae. Bases 7 to 1716 code for a protein of 569 amino acids. Gene Ontology annotation, molecular function: transmembrane transporter activity. The transcript has 2 exons. The record is from RefSeq and is a predicted model, not a curated record.
GCCGACAUGGAUCAAGAAAAACGUCAAGAUGUCGAGAAGCUCGAGCCAGUGGACAGCCAUAGUGAUGCUGUGAGCAAUGCUGGCAUCUCACACGAUGAAGGGGAGAACAAGCUCACCUUUGCCUUCUUCAUGACGAUGUUGGGACUGGCCAUGGCAUUCGUCGUAGCAGAGGUUACUCCCCUCUUCUUUGCAACAUGCUUCACUGUCAUCGCCUUUGACCUAGGGGCCAUUGAGCAAGUCGUCUGGAUCCUGGUCGCUCCAUACAUUGCAACAGGAGCCGUGGCACCCUUCGUCGGCUCUCUAUCGGAUCUGAUGGGCCGUAAAGGAUGUAUCCAGACCAGUCUCGUUCUCGCCAUCGUGGCAUUCAUUCUGCAGGGCGCUGCGCCCAACUUUGGAUGCUUCCUAGUUGGUGCCACCAUGGCAGGCGCAGCCAUUGGUAUUCAGAUCUUGACCGUCGUUGCAGCAGCUUCUGAGCUGGUACCGGUUUCGAAGCGUGGUGCCACAAUCGGAUACAUUGUCAUGGGAUUCAUGCCAUUCGCACCAUCUUCGCUCUAUGGUCAGCUCAUUGCAGAGCACAACUGGAGGUACAUUUUUGUACUGCUGGGCACCUGGUCUUUCCUCUCCCUAGUAGUACUUCAGAUCUGGUACAAGCCUCCUCCACGUCCAGCGAUGCUCGAAGGAGUGAGCACCAUGCAGUUGCUCAAGCGUAUCGACUACGGUGGCAGCGCGCUGUCUAUCCUCAGCGUUGUCCUUUUCCUGAUUGGAAUCAACUGGGGAGGCGGUGACUACACCUGGGACUCGCCACAGGUCAUCUGCAUGCUCGUCUUUGGCAUCUUCACCUUCAUCCUUUUCGUCCUCUACGAAAAGUUCGUGGCACCAUACCCAAUGUUCCCCGCCAGGCUCAUUCAGAGCAAGCGACACUUCUUCUCGGUUUCUAUGCUCUGCUUCACCUCUGGCGUCAAUUACAUUCCUCUGACAGUCUUCUGGACCAUCAUGACUUAUUCCGUCUACGGCUCUUCUUUCAUGGAGGCUGGCGUCAACCUCCUACCUUUGGGCUUCUGUAUUGCCGGCGGCGCAAUCAUUUCCGCAAUCCUGAUCACAGUGUUCAAGAGACACAUUCAGUGGGUGCUGCUGUUCUUCUGCAUCAUGCAAGUUUGCGGCAUCUCUUGCAUGUCGCUCUACGACCCCAACAACAUCAACACUGUCUGGGCGCCGAUGAUUCUGGGACUCAUCGGUGUGGGCGCCGUACUUUUGCCAUCUCAAGUGGUCUUCUCCGUCAUCAGUCCAGAUGAUCUAAUUGGCACGUCUGUGGCGUUGUCACUCGUCAUUCGCAUGAUGGGACAAGUCAUUGGCAAGUCCAUGUUCUACAACAUCUUCCGACAACAAGUCAAAGCAAAAGCAGCUGGUUUCGUCGGCUUGCCUGCAGUCCUGGCCGGUUUUGUCACUCCCGAGGGUCUUCCAGACAUUCCCGGCAUCACCAAGCUAGUCACCACCAUGACUGCAGGACCACUGAGUCAUUAUCUCCCACUGUUCCCACAAAUCAACACACCCGAAGAGCUGGCAUCGAUUGUUACCGCGGGCCAGGCGAUGUACUCGGAGUGCUUUCAGCUGCUUUUCUACGUUAGCAUCCCAUUUGGUGUUCUCGCAAUUUUGAGCUGCUUCGGACUUUGGGGAAUUGACAAGUACAUGACCAAGCGAGUGGCAGUACAUCUAUAG